AUGUGUUUAGUGUUGAAAGAGCCGCCCUAUCAGGUGUCGGAGUCGGGAUACGCGGGCUUUGAGCUCCCGAUUGAGGUCUACUUCAAGAACAAAGAGGAGCCGAAGAAGAUCUCGUUUGAGUACGACCUGUACCUGCGUUUGGACGACGCCGUCAGUAACUGUCGUCGAGAGAAACUCACGUUUCAGAACCCAAGCAAUGACUUCAAGAAGAAACUGCUUAAAGCCGGCGGAGUUUCCAAUGAAUCGAAUGGUUCUUCAGUCAAAACGUCGUCCGGUUCUGAAGAGAAGUCUUUGGCACAACAAACCUCGACUUCAAAUAACUCUAAAUAUAGCACUAAAUCAUUAGUGACCGGAAAUAAUGAGAGUAAGAAAUCCAAGAUUACGGGUGUUAUCCCUUCUAAAGACAAAUCAUUGAUAAAAUCACAAAACACUACAACGACUUCCUCAUCGAAUCCAUCGGUUGCUUCCGAAAAGCAAACCAUUCAACCCAUCGCUCCAUCGAAUAACAGACAAUUCACUGAUUUGUUCGGAGAUCCCAUUCACGCCAAAACUUCUACAGAUUCUGCUGUUAAAAACAAAGACAAUUUAUCGAAGAAUAAAUACACAGCAAUUGCUUCUAAAGGAGUCAAAAAUGAUUCAAAAUCAUUGCAUAAGAAUUCGAGCAAAAACUCGUAUUUAUCGCCAACUCAUAAGAUUAUUGACAAGUCGUCGAAAGAGACUAAAGAAUCAAAGGAUUCAAAGAGUAAAGAGAGUACAAAAAGCAAACGAGAAGAAGAGUUGACACCAAAUAAGUCAAAGAAGAAGAAUAUCCAAUCAUCGCCUAAACCUUAUGACAUAUCGAGUGAUAAUAAAAAUGAAUUAAAAUCGUCUAAAAAGCGAAGAAACAGUUCGACGUUUAACUCGUCUUUAACGCCAACAACUGAACCAAAAGUACACAAAGAGUCUCAGAAACUGAAUUCAAUCAAAGAUAAGGACAAUAAGAAAGAGAGUAAACGUCAAAAGAAUUCGUCGAAAGACGUGAACAGUGGUGUCAAAAAGCAGAGCUCGACGUCAACUAAAAUCAGUUUCAGUGAUAACAACAGCAGCACUACUAUUGAGAUCAAGUCUGUUAAGAAGGAGAAGACGUGGGACAGCGAGAGCAAGAAGUCCAGGACUAAGGACUCCAAGUCCGCUAAAGACAAACUUAAUUCCAAUGCCAACACAACUAUUAGCUCUUCUCUGAACGCCAACAAAGUUAAGCCCAAACCCGAACCCAAUUAUGUUAAGUCUCCUAAAGUGAAUGGAAGUAAACACAUGAAAGCGUCCAAAGAUAAGUAUGGCUUACAUACUAGAGAGAGGAGUUCCAGCCCUUCAUCUGCCUCAUUGACGCCGCCAUCAAAUGAUAGGCCUCUCAAUCAAAUGGCAGCUGAAAUUGAAUCACACGAAUCCAUGUCUCCGGCAUCGAGUGACAACUCGUCCACAUCUCUCGGCUUUGAACCGAUUCGACCGAAUCGUAAACCCGACGCAAACAGUCGCUUCAUUUUGGACGACUCGGACAGCAGUGACCACUCAGUGGUCAAACAGUCGCCCAAAAGGAGCGCCCAUUUGAAGAAAAAUGAGACCAAAGACUCGCAGCAAAACAGAAACGAUUCCUCGAAAAUGAAUUCAAGUAAACGGAAGAAAGAUUUGGCGACAAAUGACUCGAAUAAACGCAUGAAUAACUCGAAAGAAGAGCGUUCGCUGAAUAUGUGUCCAGACUUUGACGACUCUGUGCUCGACUUAAUACAAGUGCAGAAGAAAAUUAACGAAUCGACGAACACUGAUCUCUUGCAGAAAAUAGUGGACACCAUCGAGGAGUCGAGUCAUUUCGACUUAACUGAAACCACAUUCACUUUCGAUUUGAUGCGUUUGGACGACAAGACUGUACGCAAACUUAAAUCCUAUUUAAGCUGAGAGUGAAUUGAAAGACAAUACUGUUAUGCAUUCGCUCUCAUAUGCAAUAAAUGUGUGAUAUUAUAGGCAGACAGUGAUUGGACAUCAAAAUACAAAUCGAUUUAAAGUUAAUACAAAAACACUCAACAAAGAAGUGUAAAAUACAAGAGAUUCAUACAAACGGAGUGUAAAUUAUAUUUUAUAAUAAAAACUAUAAAUUAUGUUACGUUCAAAUUGUCACUAAUUAGUAAAUCAUUCAUAUUAGACGCCAAUUAUUAGUUAAUUGUUUAGUUAAUUAUUUUAAAUAAUUUUCAUACAAAACACUAAAAUAUUCAUUUGAUUUCCA
Medioppia subpectinata is the source of this 2257-nucleotide messenger RNA. NCBI's taxonomy places the organism in Eukaryota, Metazoa, Arthropoda, Arachnida, Sarcoptiformes, Oppiidae. The record is from the annotation of a GenBank genome assembly.